AUGUUGGUCCACAACUUCCACCGUCGUCUCAGCCUCCGCAGCUCCCCCAGAUUCCGAUGCGUCUUGGAUCAGAUCGCCCCCAACUUGGCCGUCUCCUCCUCCUCCCUCAGCUCCGUCUUCACCUCCGCCAACCUCGUCGCCGCCGCCGCCGCCUCCGGCUCCGGCUCUCUCCACGGCGCCGUCACCUCCACCAUCACUCAAGUCGCUGUCACCGCCGUCGCCAUCGCCUCCGGGGCUUGUCUUUCCACCAAAGUUGAUUUCUUGUGGCCCAAACUCGAAUCGCAGCCUGGCUGUGUUAUGGUGGAGGGAGUAGACGUGACAGGAUAUCCUAUAUUCAAUGAUCCAAAGGUGCAAAAGGCUAUUGCAUUUGCCAAGAAGGCUCACCAUGGCCAACUGCGCAAAACCGGAGACCCUUAUUUAGUCCAUUGUAUCCAUACAGGAAGAAUCUUGGCCAUGUUGGUUCCUUCUAGUGGUGAAAGAGCUGUUCAUACGGUUGUUGCUGGGAUUCUCCAUGAUGUCGUUGAUGACACAUGUAAAAGUUUCAACCACAUAGAAGAAGAGUUUGGUGAUGAUGUAGCCAAGCUUGUGGCCGGAGUUUCCAGGUUAAGUUACAUAAACCAGCUUUUACGGAGACACCGCAGGAUAAAUGUGAACGAUGGGAGACUUGGUCACGAGGAGGCAAAUAAUCUACGAGUCAUGCUCUUGGGCAUGGUUGAUGAUCCACGUGUAGUGCUUAUAAAGCUUGCAGAUCGUCUUCACAAUAUGAGAACAAUCUACGCUCUGCCUCCAGAAAAAGCUCAAGCUGUUGCAAAGGAGACCUUGGUAAUUUGGUGUUCUCUAGCAUCCAGAUUGGGUUUAUGGGCUAUGAAAGCUGAACUUGAAGAUCUUUGCUUUGCUGUUCUUCAGCCUCAAAUGUUUAAGAACAUGAGAGCUGAUCUAGCUUCCAUGUGGAGCUCUAGCAGCAAAGUAGGAAAUUCGAAAAGAAUAUCUGCAAGAGCAACCUUAAAUGAAGGAAGUUCAGUUUUGGACAAUGAAAGAUCCAUAGAUGAUGAAGAUGUCACAACCAUGAAGGAUCUCUUGGAAGCUGUAGUACCUUUCGAUGUAUUGUUAGAUCGGAGAAAACGGUCUAAUUUUCUAAGUACUCUAGGACAAGAUUUGCAGACUCAUAAAAUACCAAAGGUUGUGCAUGAUGCUGGAAUUGCUUUAGCAUCUCUGGUAAUUUGCGAGGAGGCACUUGAGCAGGAGUUGAUCAUAUCAACUUCUUAUGUUCCAGGGAUGGAAGUAACUUUAUCCAGCCGUUUAAAAAGUUUGUAUAGCAUCUACAGCAAGAUGAAACGAAAAGAUGUCAGCAUCAAUAAAGUUUAUGAUGCCCGUGCAUUAAGGGUAGUUGUUGGAGACAAGAAUGGGACUUUGCAUGGACCUGCUGUCCAAUGUUGCUACAGUCUUCUCGGCACUGUGCACAAGCAUUGGACGCCAAUUGAUGGUGAGUUUGAUGAUUACAUUGUCAAUCCAAAGCCUAGUGGCUAUCAGUCUCUGCACACUGCAGUGCAAGGUCCUGACAGAUCACCUUUGGAAGUUCAAAUACGAACACAGAGGAUGCAUGAGUAUGCAGAACAUGGACUUGCAGCACACUGGCUUUAUAAAGAAACUGGAAACAAGGUGUCUAACAGAAGUAGCACUGAUGAAUCUGAAAUAGAUGCAUCAUCCUUUCUCUCCAAAACUAUGGAAGACCAAAAUGCUACAGAAAUUGAUUUCUUUCGGAAGUAUAGUAUGUUGAAAAUUGGACAUCCAGUUCUUAGAGUGGAUGGAAGUCAUCUUCUUGCUGCAGUUGUCAUUAGGGUAGAGAAGGAUGGAAGGGAAUUACUUGUUGCUGUGAGCUUUGGACUAGAAGCUUCUGAAGCAGUCGCUGAUAGAAAAUAUUCUUUUCAAAAACAACGGUGGGAGGCCUAUGCAAGGUUAUACAAGAAGGUUUCUGAUGAGUGGUGGUGUGAACCAGGACAUGGGGAUUGGUGCACUUGCCUAGAGAAAUAUACACUUUGUCGAGACGGUAUAUACCACAAGGAAGAUCAGUUUGGGAGAUUACUGCCGACAUUCAUUCAGGUGAUUGAUUUGACAGAUGAAGAAGAAUCUGAAUAUUGGGCUGUUGUUUCUGCUAUCUUUGAGGGAAGACAGCUUGAUUACAUUACACCUACACCAAGAUUUAACUCCGUUGCAUCAACUUCCAUGGAAACUAGCAUCAAUAACAAGGUGCAUUUGUUAAGGACAAUGCUAAGGUGGGAAGAGCAGUUACGGUCUGAAGCGAGUUAUGGGUAUCGACGGGGAUCUGUUGUCCUUGGGGAAGUGGUGAUCAUAUGUUGGCCGCAUGGUGAAAUAAUGAGGUUGACAACGGGCAGCACCGCUGCAGAUGCUGCUAGGAGGGUAGGACUAGACGGAAAACUGGUUUUGGUUAAUGGACAGCUGGUGUUGCCUAAUACAAAGCUCACAGAUGGUGAUGUGGUUGAAGUCAGAGCGUAACAGAUAGAUUAUAGCGAAACAGGAAAAAAGACAUCCUUUUUCAAGGUUUCUCGAGUUCAAAGUGACACAGCAAAUUGAAGGACGAAGACGCAAUACCCAGAAUACAAUUUUUGGGAGUGUUGAUGGGCUCUUAACGGUACCUGUAGGAUGAAAUAGAACAGAUGGUUCAAUGUGAGUGAUUUGUGUUGACAAAAAUUGUAUAUAAGUUUCGACUACUUUGUUAUUAUAAAAAAAGUAAAUAGUGAAAAGAACUCGAAUACUUAAUUUAAGCUUGAUUCUUAGU
Molecule: messenger RNA, 2797 nt
Organism: Fragaria vesca subsp. vesca
Lineage: Eukaryota; Viridiplantae; Streptophyta; Magnoliopsida; Rosales; Rosaceae
Exons: 18
Coding region: 1-2514 (837 amino acids)
Biological process (GO): guanosine tetraphosphate metabolic process
Cellular component (GO): chloroplast
Source: RefSeq, a predicted model, not a curated record